This is a messenger RNA of Aspergillus welwitschiae, 672 nucleotides long. RefSeq lists its product as uncharacterized. Lineage: Eukaryota; Fungi; Ascomycota; Eurotiomycetes; Eurotiales; Aspergillaceae. The transcript has a single exon. The record is from RefSeq and is a predicted model, not a curated record. Bases 20 to 190 code for a protein of 56 amino acids.
CUAUCCUCUUCUCGAGACCAUGAUUCAUGCGCUUUUCAUGGCCACGUUCUCAUCUCUUCAGGGAUGGCCCCCAGCUCUCUAUCAUGCUCGAAACAACUAUGGAUUAGCUUUGUCAUUGACUCGAAAGGCGCGAUCCGGUCACCAAAAGAGGUUUUGUUGGAUAGAACUUUAUUCUCGGUGUUGCUCAUGAGCAUAUUUGAACGGCUCGCCAACGUAGAACAAGGAGCGCUAUGUUUUCGCAACGGACAUUUGAUAGGUGCAGUUGAGCUUAUGGUCUUGAGGGGUAAUGGUCAAUUUACAGACGAAGGGGGUGUUGCGAUGUUUUUGCAUCUAACUGAGCUUGUUGUUCUUGAUUGCCUUGCCAAUGAAGUUGAUAUCCCUUCCCGGUUUUUGGCAUUGCGACAACAAGCUCUUGAAGCCGGUGCGGACACAUCGUCACUAAGGUUGAGAUUCUUGGAAGUUAUGAUGUGGUAUGCACAGCUGGAGUACACCGCGAAAUCUUCCACUUCCGCAGAAGAUGUAAUUUAUCAAGCCAAAGCACUUGACGCAGAACUUGAUCGACUGUCCAAGCACCUGCCUUCUUUCUUCUCGAGAAAACAGAGUCCUGAACCCCCAAGCAUCCCGCCAACCAAGCCGGACAUAUAUCCUGAUUACAAUACACAAAGAUGCUGG